Molecule: messenger RNA, 9131 nt
Organism: Vespa crabro (European hornet)
Lineage: Eukaryota; Metazoa; Arthropoda; Insecta; Hymenoptera; Vespidae
Product: disintegrin and metalloproteinase domain-containing protein 10-like
Exons: 18
Coding region: 1376-4864 (1162 amino acids)
Biological process (GO): membrane protein ectodomain proteolysis; Notch signaling pathway
Cellular component (GO): plasma membrane
Molecular function (GO): metalloendopeptidase activity
Source: RefSeq, a predicted model, not a curated record
UGUUUUUGGAAGAGAGGAAGAACUAAGCUCGACUUGCGAGGUAUAGUGGUCAAAGAGCGUUGAGUAUCUGGCAAAGAGAUGACCAAAGGGAAGAGAAAGAGAGAGAGAGAGAGAGAGAGAGAGAAAAAGAUAAAGAAGAGAUAAAAAAAGAGAUAGGGUGAAAUAGAAGAGGAAGGCUCGUUAAAGAUAGGAGGGUCGAAUAAGCUCGUCUGAGGGUGGUGGUAUCGGAGUGGGGCGAUGAGUUGAUUUGGUAGGGGAAGACGAAUGAAGGAAGCGCAGUACCGGUGCGUGCGGUGAAGAGACAUCGCACGGAGUGGGGAGAAAGCACACAGCUGGGUCGAAGGCGGCGAAUAGUGGGGGAAGUCGUUGUCCUCGGUAUCUUUACGCGAGUCACGAGAGCGGCUCGUCAGUUCGACGCGGAACGCGUUGCUAUUCGUAUUGUUGUGUUUUUGACGUUUCUUUCUCCCUCUUUAUUUCUUCAUCUCUCUCUCUCUUUCUCUCUCUCUUUCUCUCUGUCUCUCUCACCUCUCAUCGCGUUCUAUCACAUUCUCACCCUCUCUCUACACACAGUUUAUAUAUCGCUCGGUCUCCUCUCUGUUUCCUUCUAGUUCCCCGGUUUCUUUGUUUCUCUCGUUUUCGCGAGGGAUAGUCACACACGCACUCACUCACUCGGAGGGCCGCUCCUGUGACACGUAAUGGUGCGCGCGAUUCAUAUCGGAGCGAACGCACUGUAACGCGAGGAACGCUCCGCCCUAUGAACGUCGAGAGAGUCCAGUAUCAAGAAGGAAAGGACGCCUGUGGCAACAACUGUGGUUUCGUUUUCCUAAGUUGUUGCCGCCACCGCUGCUACUGUUGCUGUUGCUGUUGCUGCCGUUGCUGCCGUUGCUGCCGUUGCUGCAUCUUGCGUUGAUAUCGCGGAGCAGUUGAUCUUCGAGAGUGCCUAAGCAGAAAGAAGAAGAAGAAGAAGAAGAAGAAGCAACAGAAGAAGCAGAAGAAGAAGAAGGAUAGAACCGGUUGAAAAAGACGUUCUAGGUGGAAGAAAGGAAAAGGAGAAGGAGGAGUAGGAGGAGUGAAGGGGAGAGAAAGAAGGAUCGAAAGGUUGAGCGACCCUGAAAGGGGUAGGAGAAGGUGGACGAAGUGGAGGAGGAGGAAGCGGAGGCGGAAGGAGGAGUAGGAGAAGAAGAGGAGGAGGAGGAGAAGGAGGAGGAGGUGAAGAAGAGGAAGAAGAAGAAGCAGUGGUGAGGCGAGGAGAAGGAGAAAGAGGAGAUGAGCUCGGUGGGUGACUCGACAAGUGCGGUGCUCGGCUGCUCGACGAAAGGCGGCAGAUAGCGCCAUUAGAAGAAAAGACCGACGCGUUGCUGGUACGAGAAACGCGAUGCCGAGCCGUUGCUCCGCGGCCCUGGCCCAAGAAGAGGGGGAGGAAGAAGAAGAGGAGGAGGAGGAGGAAGAGGAAGAGGAAGAGGGAGAGGACGAGGCCCACAGGCCCCGUCGACGUCGUCGACGAAGAAGAUCCUAUUGCUACCACCUCUUCUUCACCGUUCCUCUUGUCUUCUUCCUUUCGUCUCUUUCGAUCGCGGAUGCUUUGCCGUUUCAUCCUGUGCCGACGCACAAAGGGAUAACACGUAGAUCAUACAUCAGAUACUACGAGCCAGCAUCUUAUGACACGGUGGCAUUGAGACGUCAUCGUGACAGGACGCGUCGCGAUGUUUCCGAUUCUAUCGAAAAUCAACCUCUACUUUUACACUUGAAAGCAUUGGAUAGAUCGUGGACAAUACGAUUGAUUCGCGACGAUACUAUCUUCAGUAAGGACGUAACGUUCGAAGGCACUCAUGGCUCUAUACCAUUCGACGCAUCACAUUCAUAUACUGGCACCGUCCUUGAGGAUGAAAACGCAGUGGUACAGGGUGUGGUGACAACCGAUGGACUCUUCGAUGGUACGAUCGCGACUAAGUUCGAAGAGUUUUAUAUCGAACCAACUGCAAGAUAUCUGGAUGAGAACGAAGACACGUCUCCAACCUACCAUAGCAUCGCUUAUCGUACAUCCGAUGUAACCGUGCCUCCGCAUCCAUUGCCGUGUGCGAGUCAUCAAUUACACGAAGGCUCUCUUCGAGACAUAUUUGAUAGAGGCAAGACUUACAACGAUAGUUCAGAAGGAUUUUACGAGCCCUUGUUGGAUAAUAAAAUUGGUCUCUAUUCGAGAGAAAACCAUGGGAGAAUAUUGAAUUUGGAAACGAAGUACGAAGCUCGUUACUAUGACAGAUCUAGCGGAGAUCGAAUAGCCAGACAUUUACAUAAACGUGCGACAGUCGAUCCACGAAAAACAACUUGCAUGCUUUACUUGCAAGCUGAUCAUCAGUUUUUCGCUAGAUACGGCACGGAAGAAGCUUGCAUCGAAGUGAUGACGAGGCAUGUACAGAAGGUCAACUCCAUAUACAAACACACGGAUUUCAAUCAGGAUGGUAGACCGGAUAACAUCAGUUUCAUGAUAAAACGUGUGAAAGUUCAUAGCGAGGACGCUUUGAGGGAUCUCAAUUAUCGAUUUCCGGGUAAUUACGGUGUCGAGAAAUAUCUUGAAUUAUUUUCCGAGGAGGAUUACGAUGCAUUUUGUUUGGCUUACAUGUUCACGUAUCGGGACUUUGAAAUGGGAACGUUAGGUCUAGCUUGGACCGGAGAUUUGAAGAACGCUGGAGGAGUUUGCGAAAAGAACGGGCAUUAUCGUGGUAGCAUGAAGUCCUUGAAUACUGGAAUAGUGACCCUGCUGAACUACGGAAAGCACGUUCCACCCGCGGUAUCUCACGUCACAUUGGCACACGAGAUCGGUCACAACUUUGGUUCGCCGCAUGAUCCGGAACAAUGCACACCGGGCGGUGAAGAUGGAAAUUUCAUAAUGUUCGCCCGUGCAACCAGCGGCGACAAGCGUAACAACAAUCGCUUUAGUCCGUGUAGUUUGAACGCCAUAAAUCCUGUGCUCAACAGUAAGGCUCGUUCACCAAAAGGCUGUUUCACAGAACCACAAGUAUCAUUGUGCGGAAACGGAGUCGUCGAGGACGGCGAGGAAUGCGAUUGUGGAUGGGAAGAAGAUUGUAGAGAUACUUGUUGUUUCCCUCAACGUCGUUAUCCACCAACAGAAGAGACCCCAUGUACACUUACGCCACGUUCAGUGUGCAGUCCUAGUCAAGGUCCAUGCUGUACAGCUGAAUGCAAUCUCAGGUUUGGUGAUAAGUGUAGGGAUGAUAACGGUUGUCGCGAUGCUAGCUUUUGCGACGGUAGAUCACCCUAUUGUCCACCUUCAAUCAAUAAACCCAAUAAAACUAUUUGCAAUCGUGAAUUGGUUUGCUUCAUGGGGGAAUGCACCGGAAGCAUCUGCCUUGCAUAUGGAUUAGAAUCCUGUCAAUGUAUUCCUGGUCCUAAUGAUCCUCCAACUAAAGCUUGCGAACUUUGUUGUCGUUUACCGGGUGAAAAUCAACCAUGUCUAUCAUCCUUCGAUUGGAAUUCACCACCGUAUGAUAUUCCGGAUAUGUUCUCUAAACCUGGAACACCGUGUAAUGAUUAUAACGGUUACUGCGACGUCUUUCAAAAGUGUAGAGAAGUUGAUCCAAGCGGCCCAUUAGCAACGUUAAGAAAACUUUUAUUGUCCGAUGAAAGCCUCGCGACUGUACGUCGUUGGGUAGCCGAUCAUUGGUACGCAGCGGCUUUUAUCAUUUUAGGAGCUAUAUCUUUAUUGGUUGUCAGUAUGAGGCUCCUAGGCAAGCGACCGGAUCAGAAACUCAAAUCGGUGACAAUAAUCCACAGCUCGACGACGGAAACGGUACGGUUGCCGCCGGAAGGUGCGGAGGGAGUGACGGUUCAUCCGGCAGCCGUUCGUGCAAAGCUUCCACUGAGCAGGAAAGUGAGAGAGAAGAGAAGACACCGGAAGCAUAAGGACACGCAUGCUGCUUCGGUCGAUAAAUCAAACAAGGAUAUUUUAAAGAAAAAGAAACAAAUAUCGAACCGGAGAUCCUCAACAGUGCCGGCCGAGGAAGUUGCCCAACGGAAACGACCAACGGAAACGUCAAAUGCAACGACUGCUACCGUUACCACCGCUACUGCAACAGCAGCGGCAGCGGCAGCAGCAGCAACAGCCGUAAUGCAAGAUAACAAACGUAAGAAGACUUCAAACUCGAGGGAGAAGCAAAAUUUAUGUAACAAUGUACUCGGUAAUUCAGAGUUAGAUAAACGUAAACGGAAGAAGCAACAUAGAAAGGAAGUCAUUGAUUAUUCUGCAAUACAAGCGGAAAAAGAAGCCGAACCGAAUGCCGAUCCCAAGAACAAAGUACGAUCUUGGUUAUUAGCUUCGUCUCAGUGUAGAUUAGAGAGUACAAGAACGUCCAGUGGUUUACCAAAAAGUAAAUCGACGCCUGUAGGAUUGACGGCCGGUGGUGGUAACGUUACUGGUGCAACAAGAUUGGCUCAAUCAAGGCAAACCGGUGUUCCAAGAAGAACUCUGGACUCGAGAGAGGUCAAAAGUUCGCCAGGUACUUUAGCUAGGAAGGAACGAGCGAGACUUCAAGUUGUCUAUAAGCCGCCCUUCAAGUUUAGCGUGAAAUUACGUAAGGCCGAUAAAGUGGCUCAAGUGCCACCGCCGGCGCCAACUUCGGCGCACAAUAAUCUCACGAGAUCCACGAAAUUGCCGAGAACCGGUGUGUUACUUAAAACUAAGAGAAGAGACAGAGUUAGAAUCGGUAGAGCCAGACAGAUAGCCCCUACUGGAAUAGGAAACGAUAGUGGAGAUUUGCCAGAGCCUGCUAAUUCGGAUCUACAUACGGUACCCUCAGAUUUAGAGGUUCUGCUUUCUGAAAGUGAAUUUCUAUUCUCGGACACGUGACCCCAAAAAUCGAUAAUACUUUAUCUCUAAAAAUUACUCGCGUCCACCUACCUACUCAUUACUUUCCUCCAUUACUCAGCAAAAGAAAAUUUCUCAUUUUCUUCUUCAAUAUCUUCAUUAAUAGGUAAAAAACCAGAUAGCACGAGAUAUGCUACCUACACUUUCUUUUUUAUUUUUUUUUCUUUUCUAUUUCUUUUCUCUCCUCUUGUCUUCCGAGUUAGGUUUAAGUUGAGAAAGAACAAUCGAGUGUGGCUGUCCAUUAAAUGGAUAUUUAAGGGACGUGUUAAAAGUGUAUAACAAGAUUUAUAUAAUAAUGUGAACGUGGGUGAAAGAAAUGCGAUAAUUCUUUUUUUUUUUUAUUAUUAUUAUUUUUUUUAUUUGUUCAUUCUUUAUAUUUUUUUUCUUUUUUUUUUAGAAAAUUUAGCGAUCCUAUUACUUAUUUACUUACUAUCUAUUUACAUACAUACUGGUGUUUAAUUUCAUUAUCAGUAUUAAACACCAAGCCAAGAAAAGAUUUCUUCUUUUAUAAAAAGGGGCCAAAUCUACCUUUAAAAAGACUAGAAGAAAUAUAUAUCGAUGGAGUUGAAUGAUUAAGAAAAGAGAAAAUAAAGAAGAAGAAGAAGAAGAAGAAAGGAAAAAAAAGUUAUAAACAAAAACAAAGAAGCAAAAAAGAAGAGGAGAAGUUGUAAAACUAUGCCAGAGUGUUCGUUUAUUUGCAGUUUGUAUUUUAUGAAAAGAAAGAAAGAGAGAGAAAGAGAGAGAGAGAGAGAGAGAGAGAGAGAGAGAGAGCGCAUAUAUAAAUUUCUCCAUUAUAUAAUAUUCGUUUAUAUACGAAAUGAAGCGUUGCCUAUAAAGACAAAAGAUAAACCUUUCCUCUUAAAAAAAAAAAAAAAAAAAAAAAAAAAAAAAAAAAAAAAAAAUUAAAAGAAAAAAGAAAUGAAAAUGACGUGUAAUUUGCUACGUAUUCAUUUUUAUAUCGUCGAUAACGUAAACACUUUUCGAUACUACCGAUAAACUAUCGCGAUUGUCAUGAUUAAAAGAAGAAAAAAAUAGGGGAAUUAUUAUAAUAAUGAUAAUAAUAAUAAUAAUUCUUUGUUUAUCUUUUUUUUUCUUUAUUUCUUUUUUGCUCGUAAUUUCUUUUCCUUCUUUUUUUUUUUAUUUUUUUUUAUUUUUUUAUUUUUUUUUAUUUUCUUUUUUUACAACAGCGACUGUGACUGUCCAAGACUGUUUCCUAUUCGAAAGCAUUUUCUAUCGAUUUUCUAUCGAACUAUCCUCAAACUGCCUAAGUAGUUGUUUCGAUGGAGUUUUCCUAAUGGUUCCUAUUAAUCAGCGAAAUAUCUGAUAACUUCGAACAAUAGCUUUGCGCCGAUGAUGAUGAUGAUGAUUUGCUCGUUCUCGUUCCAAUUGUCAGAUUGUCUCAAAAUUCGAGAUAAACCUUAAACAUUUUUUAUGUUUGCUCGGUCUAAGUUUUGUAUCAAACUUUUUUUAUACCGAGUAAGUGAAAGGUAUAUAGAAAAUUUGGGACGAUCAUUGCUUUUACAUAUCGAGAUAUACAUAUUAUUCUAUAAACUAUAUCUACGUUUAGCAAACUCGUUUUAUUCAGUCCAGUGACUUCCAUUUUUAUAAAAACACAUACAAUAUAUAUAUAUAUAUAUAUAUAUAUAUAUAUAUAUAUAUAUAUAUAUAUAUAUAUAUAUAUAUAUAUAUAUAUAUAUAUAUAUAUAUAUAUAUAUAUAUAUACAUAUCAGAUGUAUUGAAGUUAAAACUUAUUAGCUAGAAAAAAAUUUACAAUCAAAUAUGAUAUCAUUCGUUCUCACCGACAUAUAUUACCAUAUUUUAUUAGGGUGCUAAUAAUAAUUAUUAAAAGUAAAAAAAAAUAAUAAUAAUUUUGCUUUAAUUAUAUUACUUAUAUGUAUAUGUAUUUCGUGUGCUUUCAAAUAUUUCAUCGGAGGAGGAUGAUUUACGAGAAACUUAAUUUAUAUUGAGGAAGAACGAAUAUCGAAUGUUUGUUAAUACUUAAGUUUACUGACGUUUUAACUGUAAUUCAUUUCAUUUAACAAAUUGUUUUUUGUUUUCGUUAUUCGAGAAAAGCACAUAAAUUGUGCCGCAAUUUGUGCGCGAUCGUUACUUUAUAUAUAUAUAUAGGGAAGAAAAAAAGAAGUCAUACAUACCUACAUACACAUACACACACACAUAUGCACACACGCACGCACGUACACACGUGCAUACGGGUUUAUAAGAGAAUGUCUCGUUUAGAGUGAUCGAGAGGAUAUAUAGAAUAGAUCUAAUUUUCCUUUGAUGAUAUUAAAAAUCAAUUACUCUUUUUCGAAAGACUUUAAAGAACAAAUUCUUUUUUCUUUUUUUUGGUCAAAUUGUAAAACUGCAAAUACAGCUUGUUAAACUAUCAAUCUAACUACAAUCCUAAUCUUGAAAGGGAAUAAUUGAUUUUUAGUGUCACGUAAGAACUUUUGGAUCAUUCUGUAUAAUGCUUAUAUAUCCUAUUGUAAUCGCUAAAGUAAAAAUAAGAAAGUGAGAGAGAAUGAGAGAGAGAGAGAGAGAGAAAGAGAGGAAGAGAGAAAGAGAAAGACAAAUUGAUUAUUAAGUGUGACACAGAUGCGGGCUACUUUGUACAUACAUAUAUACGUACAUACAUGCAUACAUACAUAAAGCGUGAAAAAAAAUGUGAUUUUACUUUUACAUGACCAGUGCUGCACAUACACAUACACGCUAAUGCACGAACAUACACACAUACACUAAUUACACAGGAGCACUCAUUUAAUCCGCGAGGAUAUGUGAUUUUACUUUUAAGACCAAUCCGUGCUAAGUCGUUUUUUACAGUUAGGAAUUUCUCCGAUAGGAGGGCCAGUAACGCAAAAAAAUAAAAUAAAAAUGAAGAAGAGAAGAUGAAAAAAAAAACGUAUCAUACUCCCAUUCACUUUUAAGGAUCCGCUUGUUGUGCCUAACUUGCGCGUCGAUCAAAAAAGUGACCAUUAAUAAAUAAUAAAUAAUAAUAAAUAAUAAAUAAUAAUAAUAAUAAUAAUAAUAAUAAUAAUAAUAAUAAUAAUAAUAAUAAUAAUAAUAAUAAUAAUAAUAGGAGUAAGAAUAUACUAGGAAAUCGUCUUAAAGACGUUCUUGUAAAAGAAAAUAAAAAGAGGAAUGAAUGAGAAAGAGAGCGGCGGAAAGAGUUGGGGCAAAAUGGAAAAGAGAGGAUUAGUAAGAAAAAUUAAAUUUUCUUACUGAAUGAAAAAAAUUGAAAAGAAAAAAAAAAGAAAUAAAUAAAAAACAGGGAAGUCAAAGUUGUGAUGGAUCGUUUCGUGAUAUUUCACGUGAAAGAUAAAUACGAACGUGACCCCGUAUAAAUUCGCUUUAUUCGUUGAAUUUUGCGUGUGUUGUUAGAGAUACGCCGAUAGGGGGCCGAGCGUAUUAUUAUUGUAAUAAUCGGUGAAUUUAGUAGAGAUAAUUAGGCCCAGAGACUUUAUAAAUGUGUUGAAAUUUCACGUAGUAACAGUCGUCGUAGAUUUACUAUCUCGUGGCAUAUCGUUAUUAGUGGAGGACGCCUCUGUAAACGAAAAAAAAAGAAAGAAAGAAAGAAAAAAAAAGAUAUAAAUUUUUGAUUAUAAAACGACGAAGAAAUUUCUUUAUUAAUUUUUUUUUGUCUCGUCUUCUCGAUCUAAUUCGUCGUAAUUAAAAACACUUUCGUAUACAGUGUAUUAUAUUAAUCGAGAAAUUGAUUGAUUUUUUUUUCUCUAAUUGUGACACUAAAAGAAAACAAAAAAAGAAAGAAAGAAAUGAAAUUAAUCGAUGAAAAAUCACACUUUCGUAAUUUUUAGGAAUCAAUCAUUCGAAACGUUCGAGCGGUCUUCCUCGUGUCGUUUUUUUUUUUUUACUUUUCUCUUCGAUUCUCUUAUUUUUGUAUCCUUUUUUUUGUUUUUUUUUGAUAAUAGGAUCGUUAUAACUCGUAUAACUAAGAAAAAAAAUAAAAAUAAAAUAAUAUAAUAAUUUUCUUCGAUUAGAUACGAUUUCAUUGAAGAACGAACGACGAUGACGACGACAACGACGACGAUGACGAUGACGAUGACGAAAACGAUAAAGAGUAAACGAGGCAAGACCGCUUUCGUUUAUAAUCUAUCGAAUACUAUUAAUCUAUAUAAGAUUGGGCUGCUGUAUUUUUACACGGACUUUGUACAAAUAACAAAAGCCGUAAAGGUGACGCCUUUCCGUGCGACAUGUAUAUAUAUACCUAUGUACUAAUAAAUAAUGGGCGAAA